CGAUAGGCUCGACCGAUCGUCUGCCACGUGUCCUAUCUACGUCUUCUCCCUUCCUCUCCAUCUCAAGCUGCAUCUGCUUCCUCCUUCGCUAUAGAAGAGAACGACGAUUCCUUAUCGCCUUCAUCCCCCCGUGCUUCUCUUACUCCGUCCUCAUCGCUAUGGCCAUGAGUUUUCUCACUGAGCGGGCUAUCGGCGAUCACAUGUUGGCGCCACGUGGCGACAUUUCGGCAAUUUGGCAAGUUCAUCACCCGCGAUUCAGUCUGGACCUUUUACGGCUCGCGCAGUUCUUCAACACUACCGGGGUGUACACAGCGGCGGAGUUCCGAUUCACCGGUCAUCGUCAAGCAAUCGUAUUGGCAGAGGCGGCAACGGUUCGACGGCUGUCAGCACCAGGAGUUAGCCACGUGUCUACUACCGUCAUCUUCAGCGGCGACAUUAGCGCGAUCAGCCCUCUGCGACACACGCCCAUCCGGACGUCGCUAAGGGAGUGGGGUCAACAGCUGGCAGCAGAGUGGAAUCAGUGGCUGACACGUCGUGGCAAUAAUCUUGUCCCCGCGGACGACAUCGAAGUCGGAGGACUCCGGACAUCUCGACACGAGCCCGCGGUGAUCGUGCAGGAACUCACGAUUCCCCUCGUGCAGCUGGCCGACGAUCUCCCUCUCGAUAUCGUCUCGCAGUGUGACGAGAGCCCGGUCCCGCACGUCCUAUCACGAACUCUGACACCCUACCUGCAGUGGUCGGCUUGCCUCGAGGAGCUAGCAGGUAACAACAACCCGCCAUCGCAACAACCAUACCUGGACCCCCAGGGGAUAAUCGACCUCGCCUUCUUUCAACCUCGAACGGCCUCCGAAGACGAAGCGAUAACACUAGAAGAGGAGGAGGAAGAGGACGAAGAGGCAGGCGACGAGGAAGAAGAAGAGGAACCCCCGGAAGAAGGAAGUUACAGCAAGCAUAGCGAGGGAGAGCAGAGUGACGAAGAGGAAGAAGAGGAUCAGUCAGAGGAAGAGGAGGAAUCUGAGUGGGAGACGUUGGGAGAAGAGGCGGAUCGCGCAGAGCCCCACGAGGAGGAUCCCGAGGCUGCGCGAAGAAGAGAGGAGAUAGCGGCCAGGACGCAGCCACUGGAGUUCGCAAGCGGGGUGGACCUGCCGAUCCCGAACGACCCAGCCAAGGAUCCCGAGCCACCCAAGAACGACGAUGGGGACCUUGCUGCCGAGACUUCGAGCGCACCGGCCAGACGGCGACGAAGCCGAUCCCCCUCCCCCUCCACCUCAGCCCGUCCACCAGUUCGAGCUCGUACCGAUGCGGGGCAUCGGGCUUCGUCCCCGGUCCUUAUCCCGUCGUCCCCUUGACCACCUCACCCUCCACCAGAUCACGACCUGCAUCACCUUCCCCUGCAAUCCCUUCCCAAUAGACACCUUUCGCU
This is a messenger RNA of Chara braunii, 1423 nucleotides long. The record is from the annotation of a GenBank genome assembly. NCBI's taxonomy places the organism in Eukaryota, Viridiplantae, Streptophyta, Charophyceae, Charales, Characeae.